AAAGUACACAAUGCCAGUCAACCGAUUCCUGAGUGUCAGAGUUUAAAAAACUGGUUCUGGAUAUAAAUAGCAGUAGCAGGUCCCUGGUCCUCGGUAACAAUUAAAGUGUUUUGUGGUCAUACUUCAGCAGUGGAUUUUUCACUCCAGGUAUUCUUUAAGCUUAUCAGACUAUGAAAUGUAUCAGCCUUUCAAAACUUACAGGAAAUAUUAGGAAAGAUAACUUUGACAUGUUACAUUUAUCUGCAUUAGGAGUAUUCACAUUGAUUUUAUAUUGAUUGUGGAUUUUCAUCCUCAGGCAAUGGAAACACAAUAUUUGUGUAACCAGCUAUUCUGAGACAGUAAAAGAAGAUACAAAUGGCCACGAUGAAGAAAAUGAAUCAUUGAUGAUUACUGGAGAAGUCUUAAUGUAGUACCAGCUAUUGAGUGCCCUCUGCAAUAUUAAUGAUUGUGCUUCAUUAACAGUAAAGGCUAGCAGUGAUGGGCACUGCUGUAGACAACCUGUGCAUAAUUCUCGAACAUGAUAUUGACGAACAAUAUCAGUACCAGCCCGGGGAAAUUGUAAGAGGUCGUGUGGAUGUGACCUUGACCCGACCCUUUACCAUCCGCACCAUAUCUAUUGGUGUGAAUGGACAGGGCGUCGUUGCCUGGGAGGAUCAUGAACUGGGAUCGUUUCAAGCGGAUGAGGAGUACAUCAAUGCCUCGAAUCAGAUCAACCACGGAACUAAUCACUAUGACAAAGGCUGCCACCAAUUUCCUUUUGAUUACCUACUGCCAAAUAAUUUACCUUCCUCAUUCAUAGGAAAAUAUGGAAGUGUGACUUAUGUUUUAAAAGCAGCUAUUCAUGGAGACAAACCCGGGGAAACUAGUAUAACUAGUGAACCCUUUUUAGUAUUAAGACAUUCCAUACUUCCUGAACAAAGCACUAAAUCUGUUGGGAUCUCCAAAGAAACAAGAUUAUGGUCAACAUGUGCAACUGGGAAACUUAAACUUAGUGUUGAGGUAAACAAGGCUGGUGUUUUUCCUGGGGAGGACAUGUUCAUUCGUGCAGAAAUUGCCAACAAAACUCCAAUGCGAGUGACAGCAGUGCAAGCCUCCUUAAUCAUGGACAGUGUAUAUCAUGCAAGACAACGGAAAAUUCAGUACCAUCAAAUUGUGAACAAACGCAGAGAUGAGUAUGAAUUGAUGAGUGGUGACGGGAGACGGUGGCAAAACGUUCGAUUAACUGUUCCGCCCUACAUUCCCGAAUCCACAUUAGAACACUGUGACAUUAUUGAGAUUUCAUACAAAUUUCAAUUUCGUGUGGAAUUAUCUGGUGGGAAAGAGGUGAAAGUGGAAUUACCGAUUCGGAUCGGGACUCAUCACAUGGGUCUGGAGAUUCCUGAAAAUGCCAAAGUAGAUAGUGGUAGAUACAACAAUGAAUGGAGCACUCGGCAUUUCCCUGGGGCUGACAAAGAAAUGGGGAACGGUUUUGAAAGGGAGACAGCCGCCUGGGAAGGAGGGGUCCCAGAACUCCGCCCUGUUGAUUCUACCAUGAUAAAUCCACUGUUCCAAAAGCAAGUACCAGGUCACUUUGAACGACCCAAAAAAAUUUCUGAGGAGGACAUGCCAGAGAUAAUCGAGAAUACAAAACUUUGAACAUGAAAUAUAUGCUCUGCAUCAUAAUGUUUUAUCUUGUCAGAUAUUUCUUUGUUAUUUUGUUUGCAAUGGAACAGUUUUUAUAGAAACUAUGUAAAAUAUUUUCAAAAUCUUAGCUUUGGUAAACUUUUAAAACUUAAAUCUACAUACUAUGUAUUCAUAAACCAUUUUAAUCAGGUUGCUUCAAUUAUGAGUAAAAUGAAAUGCAAAUUAAAUGUUAAUUCUUAGCUCUUUCAUAUUCACCCCUGUAUAUACAAUAUGCUUUUAAGUAUUAAGUCUUUAUCUGCUUAAAAUUGAAAGCUUGUCUGAAUGUAAAAUAAAAGUGGAUUAUCUUUACCAAA
This is a messenger RNA of Ostrea edulis (European flat oyster), 1976 nucleotides long. Its product is annotated as arrestin domain-containing protein 2-like. The record is from RefSeq and is a predicted model, not a curated record. Gene Ontology annotation, biological process: protein transport. The transcript is spliced from 2 exons. Bases 478 to 1635 code for a protein of 385 amino acids. Gene Ontology annotation, cellular component: cytoplasm. Lineage: Eukaryota; Metazoa; Mollusca; Bivalvia; Ostreida; Ostreidae.